AUGGAUUCUAGCGCCGCAGAGGCGACACCCAAGGGCAGUGGGCUACCCUUGGCAUUUCACGGCACGAUUAUCCAUUCACUCGACGUAGAUGAACUUGAGAUCAUCGAAGAUGGACUGCUAGUCGUCGGAGGAGACGGGAAGAUCGAAGCACUCCGGGAAAACGUCAGCAAGGAUCAGGUAAACAGCAUCGUCUCCGAGGUCGGAUACACACCCGACGUAUUCCCAGUGAAGUACUUGAAAAGAGGAGAGUUUCUUUGUCCGGGCUUCAUAGAUACCCAUAACCAUGCACCACAAUGGGCCCAACGUGGAGUUGGCAGAGGCCUUGUCAUUAUGGACUGGUUGAAUAAGGUAACCUUUCCUCAUGAAGCCAAAUUCGAAGACCCGGAAUAUGCGAAGCGCACCUAUGCCUCUUGUGUAUCGGGAUUUCUGAAACAGGGAAUCACGACAGCCUCAUAUUAUGGAUCGAAGCAUUGUGAGGCAACCAAAAUCCUCGCGGAGAUUUGUCUGGAAAAGGGCCAGCGAGCUUACGUCGGAAAGUGCAAUAUGAACCGCAACGCUCCAGACUGGUACCGCGAUCUCACGGCCGAGGAGUCUAUACAAGAGACGCGCGACUUCAUCGCUCAUGUACGGGCAAUCGAUCCAGAGAAAAGCCUCGUCACUCCAAUCUUGACGCCCCGCUUCGCUAUUUCCUGCACGCAUGAUGUCCUGGCUGGCCUUGGCGAGAUAGCCAAAGAGAACCCAGAUCUACCUAUUCAAACCCACUUCAACGAGGCAGAACAGGAGAUGGAGAUCACCAGAGAGUUAUUUCCCGAGUUCAAGAACGAGGCAGAUUUGUACGAGCAUUUUAAUCUGCUAAACGAACGCUCUAUACUGGCUCACUGCAUCUACGUCGAUGAGUACGAGAUGGGACGUCUGAAAGCACUGAAUUGUGGCGUGUCUCACUGUCCCAUCUCCAACACCACUGCUGGCGUGUAUAUGGUCGCUCCCAUCCGCGAGUACUUGCGACGAGGCAUCAAAGUCGGACUCGGAACCGACAGUGGCGGGGGUUAUUCGGCGUCGAUUAUCGAUGCUAUGCGACAGGCAUUUAUCGUAUCCAACGCCCGACAGGUCCUCACGAAGGGCAAAGAUCCAUCGCUAUCGCUGAAGGAAUGUUUUUUCCUCGCGACGCUGGGGGGUGCGCAGGUUUGCUGCUUGGAUGAUAAGAUUGGAAAUUUCAAAGUCGGUAAAGAAUUUGAUGCUCUGGAGAUCCAUACCGAGGACACAGAACACCCAAGCAUCAUAACGCCAAUAGAGGAUGAGGAUUCUAAUGAGAUUAUCUGGGAGAAGUUUUUGAUGUCAGGCGAUGAUCGGAACAUCGCAAAGGUCUACGUCAGAGGUAAAUCUGUCAAGGUAUAA
This is a messenger RNA of Paecilomyces variotii, 1395 nucleotides long. RefSeq lists its product as hypothetical. Gene Ontology annotation, molecular function: guanine deaminase activity; zinc ion binding. Bases 1 to 1395 code for a protein of 464 amino acids. Lineage: Eukaryota; Fungi; Ascomycota; Eurotiomycetes; Eurotiales; Thermoascaceae. Gene Ontology annotation, biological process: guanine catabolic process. The record is from RefSeq and is a predicted model, not a curated record. Gene Ontology annotation, cellular component: cytosol. The transcript has a single exon.